GCCGAACCUUUACCAAAAAAACGCAAUUGCUGUACAAUCUUUCACUAGACAGACAGACAAAGACAGCUUUGAAUCAGUCCGAAUCGAAAAUGAACUCUAUGAUAACAAACGUCAAACAUGUUUUGAUUCAUGCAUAGUAAAAAUCUCGACAUCCCAAUGAAACAGUUCGGUAUCGCGACAAAAUGCUCCGAACCCGUUCGAUUGGCACUGCGUUUGGUCACCAUCGUAGGACACUUUCGUCGGCUCUCUAUGUAACCGGUGACAAAGCGAAGGAACAGUACGCACCCUUAAUUCCCUACCUGGAUUUCCAGGCGAAGCUCGCCGACAUCGGAAAACUUGAGCACAACCUACGGCUUCGCCGGUAUCGGUUAGAUUUGGACCAUUUAAAGCAGCAAUGGGAGUUGUAUCGGUUGAUGGAACAGCGUAAGCGUGACAUAGAAAUCCGACGAGUGGAGCUUCGAGAUCUCAUCGCCAAAGCAACUAGCGAGGAGACGGUCAAUCAGCUUAAAUUGCAGGCAACUCUGGCUAAGGCCGACCUCAAAAGUUUACGGGAGAGUAGCUACGCUGUGGCGGAUAAUUUUGUUGCGGGGACGUUUUUGGCGAUACCGAAUGAGUUGCACGAAAGAACACCCGCCGAAGAGGCUGUGGUUUUGUAUGAAAACAGUCCAACCAGAGCGCUUUCGAAAGCUAUCGGAGGAGAUUGGUUGGAGGAAUAUGAUUCGACUAGUACUUACAUGAGAGAGGAUGCUGCGUUGAUGGAUUUAUUUCUGCCGAUUAGAUGUGUGGAGAUGUUUCAGGAUGCCGGUUUCGUGCUUUUCUCCAAUCCGGACUUUGUUCGAACUGUUCUAGUGGAAGCGGCUCAGGAAGAUCUGGAUUCGGUUUAUGAAGUUAAAGAGGAAGUGGCUCUGGAACACACGCUAAAUCGUUUGCAUUUAUGCGGGGGUAGCAGUAUGUUGAGUUUUCUGGGGUACCUCACCAAGCUGUCGGUGUUUCCUACGGCUUUGCCGCUUCGACUGGUAGCCAACGGUAAGCAAUAUUUGUACGAGAAAGCGCAAACCAGUGCCGUGCAGGUGUUGGCUGCAGCUCAAUCAAGUGAGGCGGUGAUCCAGAUUUUCGAUGAUACUUUGGAGCUGUACAAACAUUUAUAUGAUAAGCUGGGUUUACCUUAUCGGCUUGUGAUGAUACCAGCGCACGAGUUGAAGCCUGCCGAAGCGAUGCGAGUGAGCAUUGAAGUUGCUAGCUUGAAUGAUCGUCAGCGGUUCGUGAGCGUCGGGAGUGUUUCCUAUUAUGGAGACUUCAUCAGCAAAAGAAUAGCCUUCAACUAUCACGAAGGAAAGGUUCAAAAGUUUCCUCAUCUUGUGGCUGGCACUGUUGUAACGGCGAGAGAGCUCAUAAAACUAUUGCUCCAUAGUGGUGUUAGGUUCAGUGAUUUAAACUUUCUGAGUAGUUGAAACUCGUUAGAAUAAAAUAUAUUAUGCGUA
Molecule: messenger RNA, 1481 nt
Organism: Wyeomyia smithii (pitcher-plant mosquito)
Lineage: Eukaryota; Metazoa; Arthropoda; Insecta; Diptera; Culicidae
Gene: Slimp
Product: serine--tRNA synthetase-like protein Slimp
Exons: 1
Coding region: 183-1451 (422 amino acids)
Biological process (GO): seryl-tRNA aminoacylation
Cellular component (GO): mitochondrion
Molecular function (GO): ATP binding; tRNA binding; serine-tRNA ligase activity
Source: RefSeq, a predicted model, not a curated record